AUGAGCGAGGCCAUUGUCGAGCUCACGGCGCGUGCGUACGAGAUCGCGCGCGCCAUCCCUCCUGGUCGCGUGACUAGCUAUGCUGGCAGGGUAUCCCGCGUACUCAAGCAGACAUGUCGGGAACGCGAUGAAGGCGCUGUCGCCCAACUCAACAGUGCCGUGGCAGCGAAGGGCGUACUCUCUCCACGAGGAGACAGCGGCCUUGGUGUCGCACGUCAGCGUGAGCGCCUUGAGGCCGAGGGCGUCACGGUCGAGACUGUUGGAGGCGAGGAGCGCGUCAACCUCCGCGAGUUUGGAUGGUUCCCGGAACGCGGGAAUCGGACGUUGGACGAGUGGCUCGAGGACGUCCGAGGCCCGCAGGCCGAAUCUGAUGGCGACGAUCAGUGA
Trichosporon asahii var. asahii CBS 2479 is the source of this 387-nucleotide messenger RNA. RefSeq lists its product as uncharacterized. Lineage: Eukaryota; Fungi; Basidiomycota; Tremellomycetes; Trichosporonales; Trichosporonaceae. Bases 1 to 387 code for a protein of 128 amino acids. The transcript is spliced from 4 exons. The record is from RefSeq and is a predicted model, not a curated record.